This is a messenger RNA of Biomphalaria glabrata, 2132 nucleotides long. Its product is annotated as transforming growth factor-beta-induced protein ig-h3-like. Bases 79 to 2037 code for a protein of 652 amino acids. Gene Ontology annotation, molecular function: cell adhesion molecule binding. The record is from RefSeq and is a predicted model, not a curated record. The transcript has 14 exons. Gene Ontology annotation, biological process: extracellular matrix organization; cell adhesion. Gene Ontology annotation, cellular component: extracellular matrix. NCBI's taxonomy places the organism in Eukaryota, Metazoa, Mollusca, Gastropoda, Planorbidae.
UGUCUUACCAGUUGUUGUUUGUUUUUAAGAAUUACAACAAAAUAAAGAUUUUGUUUGAUUACCACAAACCUGUUCGCAAUGUUUUGGACGAUUCUUGUUUUGUUGGUAUCGACAUUGACAUGCAUAGCAGCCCAGUUCACUCCUAGUCCCGAACUUCUGGAUGUUCUGAAAGCCGAGGGACAUUAUGGGAUUUUCGCUGACCUUUUACAGACAACUGGAUACAUAGAUAUCCUCAAUGCAACAUCACGUUUCACUGUUUUCGCGCCAAGCGAUGAAGUGUUCAAUAGACUUCCGGCUGGAACUCUGGACUCGCUCAAAGCGGAUGCCAACAAGUUGAAAAGCGUCAUAGGCUACCACGUGGUCCUGAACACGGCUUCUACUUUCUUCAAUUCCAACGCUCAAGACAGACUUUUGAACUCUGCCACCAACCAGUCCAUCAGAAUCAAUUACUACAGUCUUACACAUACUCAGACCGCCGAAGGAAUCAACAUCACAAGGAAAAACAUCCGGGUUCUUAAUGGAGUUCUUCAUGAGAUUGAUGGAGUGCUGUCCCCUCCUUUAGGAAAUUUAACCCAGAUCGGCAGCGUCAGAAACGACAUCUCCACGUUUUUAAGUCUGAUUCAGAACGCAGGGCUAAGUGUCAGCCUUCUCUUCACGGCGGACCACUCCACCACUAUAUUUGCACCCAACGACGACGCCUUUAAAAAUGUCAGUAAAUCCGUCAUGGACUAUCUCAAUGGCCAUCCAACAGACCUAGCAGAGGUGUUACGGUAUCACGUGGUCAGCCAGUACUCCCUGUACAGUAUUGGCAUGGCUAACAGCAUGAGUGUUCUCACGGCUGACCUACAUUCGGAAAACCUGAUCAUCUUCAAAGACGACAGCGGCAAUCUGUCUGUUAACCAAGCCAAAAUCUUGGCAAAAGACAUCAGUUCAGUUAACGGAGUUAUCCACAUCAUCGACACUGUCCUGAUUCCACCCCGUGUUGCUAUCGCCAUUCAAGACCAGGGAGUAGUCGUCGGUUUAUCCAGCCUAUUUGUCAAGCGCGAUUGGAUCAAACUUAAAAUCCAUUUUAUUAUUCUAUUUAUUUUCUUGACGAUUCUCAAGAUGGCGUGGAGGAAAUUGUCACUGAUCUUUUCAUUCAUUGCAUUAUCAACAGCACAGUUUACUCAAGCUCCUCAACUUGUGGAUGUCCUGAAAGCCGAAGGACACUUUACAAUCUUCACAGACCUUUUGCAGACGACAGGAUAUCUAAGUCAAUUAAAUUCAUCGUCCCAAUUCACUGUUUUCGCGCCAAGUGAUGAGGUGUUCAAUAGACUUCCGGCUGGGGCUCUCGACUCGCUCAAAGCGGAUGCCAACAAGCUGAAGGAAGUCAUAGGCUACCAUGUAGUCCUAAACAGCGCCUAUUCCUUUUCACCCUCAAGCACCCAGGACAGAAUUUUGACGACUGCUAUCAACCAGCCAGUCAGAAUUAACAGUUACAGCCUCUCACACAUUUCCACAGUAGAGGGCGUCAAUAUCACCAGGAGAAAUGUGCGCGCGCUGCACGGAAUUCUUCAUGAGAUUGACGGGAUUAUGUCCCCUCCAUUAGGAAACAUAGUCCAGAUUGGUAGCAACAGAAGUGAUAUCUCCACAUUUGAGAGUCUGAUAACUAAAGCAGGGCUAACUAGCUUCUUCACAACUGAUCAUUCCACCACGAUAUUUGUGCCAAACGACAGUGCUUUCCAGAAGUUGAGCAAAGAAACACUGGACUACCUGGCUAACCAUACGUCCGCACUAGCAGAUGUGCUUAGAUACCAUGUCAUCAGUCAGUACUCUCUGUACAGCAUUGCAAUGGCACAUAGUGCCAGCGUACCAACAGCCGACAACAGAAAUCUCAUGAUCUUCAAAGACGCCAGCGGCAAUCUAUACGUAAACCAAGCCAAGAUCUUGGAGAAAGACAUUAGCUCAGUAAAUGGAGUUGUCCACAUCAUCGACACUGUCCUGAUUCCACCACAAGUGGCUGUCGCCAUUCAAGACCAGGGAAUAGUCGUCGGUUAAUGUCAUAAGUGAACUAUAGACAUGUACCUAUAUUUGUAAAAUGAUUGAUUGUAUUUUUCAUUUGGUAAAUAAAAUGUUUUCUUUUGUUUCAUUUC